UUCCUUGUGCAUAUGAAGCAAGCUGCCCCAGAAGCCAUCACACGGUUCUGGCCGCAAAGACUGGUCGACGAGUCCACAUUGGACACGAGCUCACGCGAUCUUCAAGGAUUCUACCUAUUUGGAUUGGGAUCUCCUUCGAGUGGGGCCAAUGCUCAGACUGCAGAUACCGAAUCUGCCAUCUUGAACUGCUUACGGAGCUUUGAACUCAAGAAGCGCGAAUUACCGGCCCAUCUACUUCCGGAUCCAUUCGUCUGGUCUGAUAAUGGUGUGGAUUCUCCGGAUGCAGACGAAGAGGAAGAUCUACAGAGAGAUCUAGUCUUACCGGAAGUUGCCGAUCAAGAAGAACAAGCUGAUCCAGAAGAAUCUUGGGAUGAUUUCAAGCCUGUUUCAGCAGCACAACGGAAACGAGCAGCGGCUUCCAAGUCAAAAUCCACCCCUCAUAUCGCCUCCGGGAAACUGCGAACUAGUUCGGACGUGUACAACCGCCUUAUGUGGGAUACUACUGGUCCUGUAUCGAAGGAUGGGUAUGUCAUUGGAUACGAGGACAGGUUUCUAGGUGUCAAGGAAGCCCCACUCACUGCAUGGAAGCGAGAGGUCGAAGACGAGUCAUUCGUAAGCAUGAAUUCCGUAGAUCGGCAGACGAGCUCACUUGAAAAUGACCAGAAUGGAGAUUAUAACGCGAUCAUGAAGCGAUUGGAAGAAGAACUUGACACUCUCCUUGCAUACAAAGCAUCCUUAGAACAAGAAAUCAGGACCAUACUCGACGAUUAUCUAUUAAAUAGUACUAUAUUGGUCUCAAGACUCCCAAUAGAACUCUUUACCGAAGUUCUGGCUUGGGUAAUAACGUCAGAACCAAGCUCUAUCACAAGCCUGAAGCUCGUUUGUCGCGCUUGGUACAGGGCGAUUAUCGACACCCCACAGCUUUGCACCUCAAUUCGCGUCAUUAUACCUGGUCGUUUGGACGAUAUCGCUGCCUGCGUGGCUUUCUGCAAGACUGCCGUCCAAAGAAGUGGCCAGCUUCCUCUCGAUAUCAAAGUCAAUUACUCACAUUUACCAAACUUUGAGACCAGGUGUGAAGCGAAAUUCAAAAGAGAAUGGGUGGAACCUGAAGACAAAAGUUCAUCACUCCGAUGGAAAAAUCAUUUCCUCCGAAUAGACGGUUUGGAUCACCCUGUCCCCCGUCACCUUUUACCCCUUAUUCUCAAACCUUUGGUUACCCUUGUUGGUGACAAAGGUACGAUCAUGUCGAGAUGGAGGACAUUCGACCUUAUCGCCAAUAAUUUCUGGUAUGUCCAAGGUUGGGGCCAGGGCACCCUUUCAAGAGCCAUAUUCAUGAUAGAAGCUAUGGGAAAGCCCACACCACUUUUAGAAAGCCUCUCUAUUCAGUAUCGAGGUCUACGAGGCGGA
Acaulospora colombiana is the source of this 1407-nucleotide messenger RNA. The record is from the annotation of a GenBank genome assembly. Lineage: Eukaryota; Fungi; Glomeromycota; Glomeromycetes; Diversisporales; Acaulosporaceae.